Messenger RNA from Entrophospora sp. SA101, 741 nucleotides. Lineage: Eukaryota; Fungi; Glomeromycota; Glomeromycetes; Entrophosporales; Entrophosporaceae. The record is from the annotation of a GenBank genome assembly.
AUGAUAUCAUGGUUAAUAUCAUCUUCACUAACUUUAAUAAGGUUUUCUUUGAGACAUGAGUACUUUGAAAAUAAUUAUUGUUCAGAAGGAACUUGGAGUCGCCUUGCAUUAGAUCCUUUGUUAAAAAUUCUCACACGUCAAUUGAGUGCACAUAGCUUUAAGCAAUGGGGUGAAACCGGAUCUCUUGCCUCAAAAUUUCGUAAGGGAACAUAUCCUCAAAAACCAGAUUUUUGGUUUUUAAUGAAAGCUGCUGGUACAACACAAGAGAUUUUAUAUGAAGAAACAUCUGGUACCCCAUUUGCAUCCAAACCAGAUAAAAACUCUUCUGAUUUAUACAAGUUGUUUCGAUUUGGCCGAGAUUCAAAAAAUAUGAUGACUGAUCAGUUAAUCAUAAAAAAUUUUAAACAACUACAAGAUUAUGAGGAUUUAUGGAAGCAGUUGUGUGAAAUUGAAGUAAACAAAGCUCAAGAUAUACAUAAUGGAUCAACCAGGUCCCCAUUAUGUCGUGUACGUCUAAUAUUUGAUCUUGAAAUUCCAUAUGAUUUGUCUGCAGACAAAAGCCUUGUUUUGGGUUUCAUACAUAGCUUAUGGAAGAUUCAUCUAGGUUUGGAAAAGACUAUGAAAGAUAUGGAUAGCAUAUGUGAUAAGAUACAAGAACAGCAACAAGAACUUCUUGCUCAAUUAUCUAAUGGUUCACCUAAUUGUUCUAUUCAAAUUUAUCACUCUUAUCCAUCUCCAUAA